AUGGCGAGCCUCUUCACAGAAACGAUAACGUCCAUGUCAGCAGUGUUCACACCUCCCGCGAACUGCCUGAGCUCCUGGACCUUCGAAGAUGAAUUCUACAACUCAGUACCGGGCGGCCUGCUCAUGCAAAACAUCGAGCCCUCAGAUUUUGACAUAGACUGCUGGCCCGAAGACUUUGGCGGCUACGGUCGCGCACCGAGCUCGAUACAAGUAUACAGUCCCGGCUGGUGUCCCGAAGGCUAUGCGACGCCGGGCCAGUUCCAAGCAGAUGGGACUACGACUGCGAUAUGUUGUCCUUCAUCCUUCUCCUACGGCUCAACCUACUCCUCCAUAAACUUCUUCGGCUCCUCCUCCGUCCUCUUCGCCGGCUGCCUCUCCCAAUUCUCCGGCACGACCACCGUCUCCGCCCGCGGCAACGACUCCGCCAUCCCCGUCUCCGGCAGCGAGAUCACCAUGUGGGCGCAGCCCAUCUCCGUUGAAUACCAGGAACGCGAUUUGAGCUUAUUUGAUAUUACCACCAGUGCGGCAGAUGCUGACACGACGACGAGCGGUGGAGGGGUGAGCAAGACGGCGACACUGCCGAGUAAUACGGUGGAUAGUCCCGGGGCGGCGCAGACUAGUAGCGCGGAUGGCGCCGGUUCCAGCUCAAGCGCAGAUUCCGGCAACGACAAUACUGUCAGCAAUACUGCUUCAUCAUCAAUAUCAACAGGCGCAAUAGCAGGAAUCGCAGUCGGCGCCGCCAUCGUCGCCAUCGCCGCGUUAGCGGCACUGUGGUGGUUCAUCUGGCGGAAACGGCGGAAUGCUCGUCUCCAGAGUUCCUCAGCCUCAGGUCCGUUCAAUGACAGCAGUAAUAACAGAGUGAGCGAAAUGGCGGGGAGCAGCGCGUACUACAGGAACGACUCGAAAGAGCCGUAUAGGCAUCAGGCACAGCCGAGGGGGGAGAUGGAUGGGGGGCGGGUGAGCGAGUAUAGGCCGGAGCUGGAUGGUGGGUUUGGUGCGGUGGGUGGGAGGAGGAAGCAGGGGACUGGGGAGUUUAGUGAGCUGCCUUGA
This is a messenger RNA of Cyphellophora attinorum, 1050 nucleotides long. RefSeq lists its product as uncharacterized. The record is from RefSeq and is a predicted model, not a curated record. NCBI's taxonomy places the organism in Eukaryota, Fungi, Ascomycota, Eurotiomycetes, Chaetothyriales, Cyphellophoraceae. The transcript is spliced from 2 exons. The coding region runs from base 1 to 1050 and encodes 349 amino acids.